Oreochromis aureus is the source of this 2454-nucleotide messenger RNA. Its product is annotated as complement decay-accelerating factor. NCBI's taxonomy places the organism in Eukaryota, Metazoa, Chordata, Actinopteri, Cichliformes, Cichlidae. The transcript is spliced from 13 exons. The record is from RefSeq and is a predicted model, not a curated record. The coding region runs from base 153 to 1187 and encodes 344 amino acids.
UACAGACAGCAUGACAUGCUCGCAGGCAGCAGAGAGUAAGUGUUGACUGUCUGAGGAGCGGUUCAGGUCUCCGUCUUGCCUCUCUGAACAAGUUGCGGUUAACGUAAGGAUUUUCCAGAGUUGGACCAGGAUCUUUUUUGUCCUUCUGCGACAUGGAAACUCUAUUGGACACACAGCGAAGACUCAAGUCCCUGCUAUUAAUGUACCUCUUGGUCGUAAAGGCAGCAGGUGACUGUCCUAAACCUGAGGGAGGGGACAAUACUGUCUUAACCAAUGAAUCACUUCUAAUGAAUGUUUUCCCAGAGAAUACCAGGGUCACGUUAGAGUGCUCUAGUGGAUAUAUUAAAGAAAGUGGCUCUGAAUUUAUAACUUGCAGUGAUGAUGAAUGGACUGAGUCAGAGCUUAUCUGCAAGAAGAAAGACUGUGGUCAGCCUCCACCAAAGCCACAUAUGAAGUUUAAUACAAGUGAGGGUACUCUGUUUGGUGCUCUAGUAAGAGUAACUUGUGAAAAAGGUUAUCAGAUUAGCGGGUCGAGCUACAAACAGUGCUAUGAUCAAGGGUGGAGUGGCAGAGCUUCUUGUGAAAUUGUGACAUGUGACCAACCUUCAAUAGCCAAUGGAUAUACUUCAUGGGAUUCUGAAAAUGACCCAGAAUACAACACUGCCAUACGUUAUACCUGUCAUGAAGAAUACACCCUCAUAGGGAGUGAUACUGUUCUGUGCGAUGAAAAUGGUGAAUACAGUCCUGAUCAACCUGUAUGCAAUGAAGUGACAAGAGCACCAGCUACUACUUCUCGGCCACAAGUUGCCAUAACGGAUUUGACAACAACUGAUGCAAAAGUAUCCACGUUUUCAGAUUCCUCUGCUGCACCCACAGUUCACAGAACUCAAACUGUCACAACCAGUUCAAUACCAAAUCUCUCAACUUUACCAAAAGUUUUCAGAGGAAAAGCUACUUCUGCCGGUAUUCUGUCAACUACAUCAUCAUCCUUUCAAGGCAUGCAUGAUGGGAAUGUAGAUACUGUCACGGAUAGUGGAACAGUGGCUGCUGUGGUCAUUGGUGCUGUGGUUUUGUUAGGUGUAAUUAUAGGUUUUAUCCUAUUGCACAAGUUUAACAUGAGAAGAAAAGGCUCAUAUGACACCAGAGAAGACCAGAAGCCGGGGUUAUUACACUUCCAAAAUCUUUAGAUUGCCUGCCUCACCCAGUUCUCAUGGAAUUUCACCUUUAUGAAAAGGCCCAAGGAUGUACCAUCAAACUGUAACAGUGCCUCUCUGAGUUGAUGGAGAAAGACAACUCGCUUUCAAUGUUUCUGCAGUUCAUAUGGCAGAUAAUCAACCUUGCUGAGCAUACAUAGUUAAAGUAUCAAACUUGGAUUGCCUUUUGUAAUGUUAUAUUUGAUUUUUGCAUUAUUUUAAAACAAAUUUGUAAAUAUUUUAUUGUACUUUAUUUUUGCUGCUUAUAUAUUAUUUAUGUUAUAAAACAGAGUAAAUACAAUAAUGUUGUUUUCUUGUUGUUAUUGCAAAAACAUUUUUUUGUUUGCAGCUUUUGAUCAAUUUUACCACUAUAACUUUACAUGUCAUGUUAUAUGUUAAUGUGUUGUUUCAUUUGGCCAGAAGAAAGGAGGUUAGAAAAGGGAUGCAGUGCAUACAAUGUGGUUAAUUCAGUCAGUAGAAUGAAGUGGUGACUUCUAAAGAUACAAUCAGCUGCAUUCUUUGCCUCCUGACUUUCUUUUCAUCAUUGUCUAUUGUUGAGAUCUAAGCUGCGCAAAAAAAGAGUAAACCACACUCCCGUGAGAAAAAGGCUGUGUAGUUUUUUCUCUUUGAUCAGGCAAGAUUUGGCUGUGUUAAAUAUGAAAGGAAUUUCCAAGACCAAGGAGCAAAAAUGAUCAAAAACAUAACUGAAUGGGUUCAUUGGACGGAUUGAGAAGCUGUUGUGAAAAUGAAAAUAAUCUACUAGAUAAGAGAAAGAUUUUAUGUAAAAGUUUUUCUCCUAAGAGGAGAGCCUCAGUGAACGCAUUCACUGUUAUGUCAGCAGAUUAGCACAAAGCCAUUAUGCUGACAAGGGUGUGGAUCCAUACAGAGACAAGCCCAAAAUAAAAUGUGAUGACACUGUUUCUUUAUAUCCUGCUCAACUGUUGUAUUUCCUUCAGUGUAAUACUUCAGCUCUAUCUCACAGCAGGAUAUGCCUUCAUUAACAUAGUUGUUUGUCUUAGUUAUGCUGAAAGACAUUUAAUUAUCAGAGGGAAGUGGUUUUUGUUUUUCUCAGAAACCUUGACAAUCUUGGCAAAAACAAGAAUCCACCAUAAGACUAUGGAGGACCACAAGAGCCACGCGCAUCGUUGUGGUCCUCCAUAUAAGACACCUUAAAAAAGAAAUUUACUAUGUUUAUGGGGUUGCUUGCUGGUCGCAUGUCCACUUUGCAUUGGACUUUUCUGUAUUAAAAGGAUACAUCUGA